Messenger RNA from Pseudovirgaria hyperparasitica, 924 nucleotides. RefSeq lists its product as uncharacterized. NCBI's taxonomy places the organism in Eukaryota, Fungi, Ascomycota, Dothideomycetes, Acrospermales, Acrospermaceae. Gene Ontology annotation, cellular component: mitochondrion. The record is from RefSeq and is a predicted model, not a curated record. The transcript has a single exon. The coding region runs from base 1 to 924 and encodes 307 amino acids. Gene Ontology annotation, molecular function: nucleic acid binding.
AUGUCAGAUGAAGCUCGUGACAUUUCCCAAAGAUUGCACGAACGCCCUAUUAAUGAUAAUAAGGCGCAGCCAACCUUGAUCCUCGAUACUCCGAAACGAGGUCGACCCAGAAAAGAGAAGAAUAUCAGAAGCAAAUCUCCCAUCAAAACUGAAAUUUUGGACGAAGUCAGCACUGCUUCCGCCACUGCACUGGAUGAAGUCGUGCAAGGGUUUGACGACAUGCGAAUGGCAUCAGAACCUCGCUUUAGUGCUGGUUCAAGUCACCAUAACGAUCUCGAGAGCUUCUUACAAUAUGCGCAACGCGAGAAUCUGGGUCGGUCAACGACCGUCUUCAACGGCACAAAAUACGAGUACACAGUUGCCGACACACUGCGGCGAUACCAUUUCGACCUGACACGGACAGGUCGUCGGUCAGAUCUGGGUAUAGACUUGAUCGGCCGAUGGUCGGUACCUAGUUCCGCAGAGCCUCUUCGUAUCUUCAUACAAUGUAAGGCACUUAAUUCUGGUCUCUUCCCUAGCCAUGUUCGCGAGCUAGCUGGAGCCUUCACAGGCAUACCGACAUGGUUUAAAAAAGACGUCCUUGGUUUGGUCGCCAGUCCAGGCAACGUCACGAACGGUGUCAGGGAUGCAAUUGAGAAAAGCGAGAUGCCCAUGGGAUUUCUCAAAAUUAGCUUGGAUGGUGUGGUAGAGCAAUUUCACUGGAAUCGGAAGGCGACCGGGAUAGGACUCCAGGGAAUGGGAGUGUCACUCAACUAUGGCAGCAGUGAUUCCUCAAGCGCGAGCGGAGACGGAGGCGGAUGCGUGAACACGAAGAUAUGCUUGACAUAUAAUGGUUGGCCUAUCAAGAGCCUUGCCGCCAAAGCACCAAUGGUUGAUACUGCAACCAAAGCCCAAGAGACCAAAUUGCGACCCGAGAGAACCUGA